UAAAAGCAUGUUCAUCAGUUUAUUACUCCAUUGAUUGAGCAGCCGGCGGCGGCGAUCUUUGCUUAAACCCUAAUCUCAGACGCUGCCUUUGAGAGAGGAGAGGGGGGAGAUCUUCUUCUUCGCUUACGGCGGGUGCAGUCUGGCAACUUCUCUGCAACAGACAAUAUGGCCUCAGCAUUCGGGAGCACCUCAGCAUGUGGCAUCAAGAUCACUCCUACCGCUUUUGCCACCAAGAAACAUCUUUGCCUGGUUCCACCCCCAGUCGUUUCACUUCCCCGGAAAAAUAGGCCUCAGAGGAAGUGUAAUUUCAGAGUAAAUGCUGCCAAAGAGUUAUAUUUCAACAAGGAUGGGUUGGCUAUCAAGAAGCUGCAAAAUGGAGUCAAUAAGCUUGCUGAUCUCGUUGGAGUCACCCUUGGUCCAAAAGGACGGAAUGUUGUCCUUGAGAGCAAGUAUGGAUCACCUAAAAUUGUCAAUGAUGGUGUUACCGUUGCAAAGGAGGUUGAGCUGGAGGACCCUGUUGAAAAUAUUGGAGCCAAAUUAGUCCGGCAAGCUGCAGCCAAGACAAAUGAUUUGGCUGGUGAUGGGACAACGACUUCUGUUGUCCUUGCUCAAGGGAUGAUCACAGAGGGUGUUAAGGUUGUGGCUGCUGGUGCUAAUCCAGUACAGAUUACCCGUGGUAUAGAGAAAACGGCCAAAGCACUUGUGAGUGAACUCCAAAAAAUGUCCAAGGAGGUUGAAGACAGCGAACUUGCUGAUGUUGCUGCGGUAAGUGCUGGAAAUAACUACGAAAUUGGCAACAUGAUAGCUGAAGCUAUGAACAAGGUUGGACGACAGGGGGUGGUCACACUUGAAGAAGGAAAGAGUGCUGAAAAUAAUCUCUAUGUUGUUGAGGGAAUGCAAUUUGAUCGCGGCUAUAUUUCUCCCUACUUUGUAACUGACAGUGAAAAAAUGUCAGUGGAGUAUGAGAAUUGCAAGUUGCUCCUUGUGGACAAGAAAAUCAACAAUGCCAGAGAUCUUAUAACAAUUCUGGAGGAUGCUAUUAGGGGUGGGUACCCAAUCCUAAUAGUUACGGAGGAUAUUGAGCAGGAAGCUCUUGCAACUCUUGUGGUCAACAGGCUUAGGGGUGCAUUGAAGAUUGCUGCUAUUAAAGCUCCUGGUUUUGGAGAACGCAAGAGUCAAUACCUUGAUGAUAUUGCUACUCUUACUGGAGGUACUGUCAUCAGGGAAGAAGUUGGCUUGUCCCUAGACAAAGCUGAUAGAGAUGUUCUAGGAACGGCCGCCAAGGUUGUAGUUACCAAGGAUUCAACAACAAUAGUUGGGGAUGGUACUACCCAGGACGAAGUAAACAAAAGGGUGACACAAAUCAAGAACCAGAUUGAGGUUGCUGAACAGGAAUAUGAGAAAGAAAAACUGAAUGAGAGAAUAGCUAAGCUCUCUGGUGGUGUUGCUGUCAUCCAGGUAGGAGCACAGACAGAAACUGAGCUUAAGGAAAAGAAACUGAGGGUUGAAGAUGCACUGAAUGCAACCAAGGCGGCUGUUGAGGAAGGUAUUGUUGUUGGAGGUGGCUGUACGCUUUUGCGGCUUGCAUCAAAAGUUGAUGCCAUUAUAGAAACACUUGAGAAUGAUGAACAGAAGGUUGGGGCUGAAAUCGUAAGGAAGUCCUUGAGUUACCCACUUAAAUUAAUAGCAAAAAAUGCUGGUGUUAACGGCAGUGUUGUUACUGAGAAGGUCCUUGCCAAUGAUAACUUCAGGUAUGGUUACAAUGCCGCUACAGGAAAAUAUGAGGAUUUGAUGGCUGCUGGUAUUAUUGAUCCCACCAAGGUGGUGAGAUGUUGCUUGGAGCAUGCUGCGUCGGUGGCGAAAACAUUCAUCACAUCAGAUGCUGUUGUGGUGGACAUCAAGGAGCCUGAGAAAGCAGCUGCUGCUGGGAACCCAAUGGGUGGAUCAGGUUUUGGAUUUUAGUUUAGAAGAAGAGGAGUACCCUUUUUGGCAGUUGGCAACCAUUUUUACACUGGAGGCAGGCAGAAUUUCACAGUUGCAUCUGAGACGUUUUUUCUUUUCCUGUGUGUAAUUGUUGCGUACGUCAAUGUGGCAGAUGAGAGGAGUAGUAGGUUAUGAAUGGCCAGCAUUAUGACAGUUUAUUGUUGCUCGACCUUACAGAAGAGCUGAAACAGUGCAACAUAAUGUUUUUAAGGUUGAGAAUUAUGCAAGCUGAAGUAGUUGGUAAUAACCGGGAGAGGAUUGUGUUGUCGUUGGAGUAGAUGAUGAUUUUACUAGCUAGUUAGAUCGAGUUACAAACAUAUAAUUAAUUAAUUAAGGGGGCAUUGGCAGAUUACAAUAAUAAA
Molecule: messenger RNA, 2345 nt
Organism: Oryza sativa Japonica Group (Japanese rice)
Lineage: Eukaryota; Viridiplantae; Streptophyta; Magnoliopsida; Poales; Poaceae
Source: RefSeq, a predicted model, not a curated record